This is a messenger RNA of Corticium candelabrum, 1279 nucleotides long. RefSeq names its product cellular tumor antigen p53-like. Gene Ontology annotation, biological process: apoptotic process; regulation of transcription by RNA polymerase II. Gene Ontology annotation, molecular function: RNA polymerase II cis-regulatory region sequence-specific DNA binding; DNA-binding transcription factor activity, RNA polymerase II-specific. Gene Ontology annotation, cellular component: nucleus. The transcript has 12 exons. Bases 33 to 995 code for a protein of 320 amino acids. The record is from RefSeq and is a predicted model, not a curated record. NCBI's taxonomy places the organism in Eukaryota, Metazoa, Porifera, Homoscleromorpha, Homosclerophorida, Plakinidae.
GAUCUCAAUUUUCGGUGUGUGUGCAUGCAGUCAUGAGUACGCCUAAUUACGAAGCUGCCUGGACUUAUUUAACUGUCGACGACGGUACUACAGAUAGCACCCUAUUCAACGAACAAGAGUUUACCGAUCUACCACAGACAGUUGGAACCAACCUCGAUGUAUACAUGUAUGACACUUUAUCUUCACAGAUGCAGGAGUUUUCAGAGAAAAAUUUGUCAGAUCAGAAAGAGAGUGCUGAUCAUUCAUCACUGACAUCUACAAAUCAACCAUGCAAUUUUCAGCUUAUCUUCCCUGAAGAGAAUAUUCUGCACAAUGUUCCUAAGUCAAGAAGAUGUCAUUAUUCGAAUAAACUAAAAAUUCUCUAUGUCAAGGAGGAUCAGGCAUGUCCUUUUACUUUUAGUUGUGAUGAUUUGAAUUUCCCUGCUGAUGUUGAUCUGAGAGCGACUGUCAUUUAUGUGCGACGAGAAGAUGCAAAGAUACCUGUGAAACGUUGCAGUGACCACAUGGUAGUAGGUCAAGUGGGUGGAUCCCAUCUCAUGUCAAGUCAGUAUGAAGAUGCUGUAUACAAUAGUUCUAACAACAUGAUGUCAGUUCUUGUACCAUUUGAGUGUGGGCAUAAAGGAGACGUUGGAUAUACUUUUAUCUUUGAGUUUGCUUGUCGAUCUUCUUGUAAAACGCCACUGAAGAACAAGCCAAUGGCAGUUAAAUUCACACUGGAAAGGCGCAAUGUAGUUAUAGGACAAGAUUCUGUUGCUGUCAAGAUUUCCUCAAGUCCUUACAGAGAUAUGACAAACGCUGAGGAAAAGACCGAUGCUGCAAGUAAACCAUCACGAAAACGCAAACUCAAGUCUUCGUGUGCUGUAGGGGAUCAGACGUAUGAGGCAAUGGUGCACGAAGACAUUGCAUUUGCCCAGUAUGCACGACGGAGACAUCCAGAAUGGUGGAAUGAAUAUCACCAGGAUGAAGGGUGCAGUACUUCUAAUGGAUCAGAUUGAAAGGCAAGUAGUGAUCACAGAGAAACUGUAAGUCUUAUUUGAAUAAUCUUGGAUUCUUUGGAAAUUUGUGGUAGUAAGUAGUACUGCUGUUUUAAUUAGCUUACUGGACUCUUAAGAUAUUUUGACUAAAUGGCUUGAGGUAGUGGCACUUGUGCUAAAAAUUCAAUUAGGAAGUUGAUUCUGGGAGUGUUACCAGGAUCGUAUUUUUUUAGAGUAAAUGAACUGUGAUGUUUAGUCGAAACUUGGUGCUCAUAGUUUGGACACGAGGUAAACUGCAGUAUUAC